Messenger RNA from Capsicum annuum, 2282 nucleotides. RefSeq lists its product as uncharacterized. The record is from RefSeq and is a predicted model, not a curated record. Bases 1149 to 1961 code for a protein of 270 amino acids. The transcript has a single exon. Lineage: Eukaryota; Viridiplantae; Streptophyta; Magnoliopsida; Solanales; Solanaceae.
UUUGAGCCACAAGUUAUUCCGCGGCUAAAGUUGGAAGAACCAUUGCAUAACUUGGUACAAAUUCUGAGGCUGCUGGACUCAACUUGCUGCACGUUGGAGGGGAUGAGGCCUGCUUCUCCUCCUCUGCUAUAUCUGCCCAACUCUUUAUAUUUGUACCACUUUUUUGGUUACUCUUCGCUUCAACCUUAUUGUUUGAAUGCGUUGGAGUUAAGACCACUAACCCAUCCACUUCUUGUUCAUUUCCCUUGAACAAUAAUUUAUUUCCAAAGUCAUCCCGUUUCUCACCAAUUAACUCCAUAGAUAUCUCACACGCCGAAGCCUCCAAUGUAGCCAUCAACGGCUUAUUGUUGGUUUAAUUGAGUUAUAGUAUCAUAUGAACUUACCCAAGUUUUCAUUCCACACCUUUCUUUCUUACUUAUGUAAAUCUUUAUGCACCCAAAAAUAAAUCCAUCCACGUUGGUUUAAGAAUAUUUUUUUCGUUUAUUAUUUUGGAAGUAUAGGUAUAUAUAUAUACAACAAUUAAAAUAACUAUAUCCUUUUUAUAUUUAUUUUAAUUAACUAACAUGAUAUACAGAUCACGUAUAUUUGACUAGUAAAUUAAAAUGUGGGAGUACUAUAAUUUCCUUUGAAAUUUGUAUGAAUGGAUAUCUUUCGUUAAAAGCUGUUUAAAAAGUAUCUUAACUGAACACUCCUCACAGUCAGGUUUAGUUGCAGAACAAAUGAUGAACCAUUAUUGGAUUUAAAAGAAAAAAAUAAAGAAACCAAUAUUAUUUAGCAAAAAUCUGAAAAGGUAAGAAGGAGAUGAAAUUCCUGAAGGAUAAAUUAAAAAUAAAAGAAAAGUGAAAAGAAAAUAGAAAAGGAAAAGCCACGGUGUAUUAACUGGUCGUCAUCGAAAGGGACCUGUCACCGACCCCGCCCUAUUUCCCCUCAAUCUCAUUUCCCUUUCCACUUUUUUCAAAUUAACACCGCUACCCUUUUUCCUCAUUCUUCAAUUCAUUCACAUAUAUAGUAAUAUAUAUAUAUUCUCUGUCUCUCUUCGGUUUCAUUUUAGGAUUUGAUUCCCUCAAGAAUUCCUUGUUUCCCACCCCUGCCUAAUGUCUCACAAGUAAUCUUAUUUGUUUAUUUUUUUUUGAGACAAAGAAAAGUUGAUGGAUCGUUUUAGGGAUGAUGAACACCGUGAAAUCGAUAAACCAAAAUCAUCGAUGAUGCUCAAUAGAUCGAUGACACUUCGUAACGCCGCAAAUCCAAUUGAAUUCCCUGAAAAACCUGUCUACUUUUACCCUUCUCCUCCUCCUAUUAAACGAAAUGGCUCCGUCAAGAAGCUCCACACAUCGCCUUUAGAAUCAACGGGGACUUCUUUCAAGGGCACCGUUAAAAAUCUAUGCUCUCUUUUCGAAUCCCGUAAACCAUCCAAUUUACAACCUCAAAGCCCCACAAAGCCUGCCAAAUCAUUCAAUUCAGAUUCUAGGGUUUCGUCGUUUUCUGACUUGGGGUUUAGGCUGCCUGGAACAAAGGACUCUGUCGUUAUCUACUUUACCAGUCUUCGUGGAAUUCGGAGAACGUUUGAGGAUUGUUAUACUGCUAGAAUGAUUCUUAAAAGUUAUCAGGUCAAAAUUGACGAAAGGGAUAUUUCAAUGGACAGUGCGUUUAAAAAGGAACUGCAGAAUGUUUUGGAUCAGAAGAAUGUAAAUUUGCCACAAGUUUUUAUCAAAGGCAAGUACAUUGGAGGAUCUGAAGUGAUCAAGCAAUUGAAUGAAAUGGGCGAGUUGUCAAAGUUGCUAAGAGGACUUCCCCUUAGACCACCUGGAUAUAUGUGUGAAGGAUGUGGAGAUAUGCGUUUCUUACCUUGCUCGCAUUGUGAUGGCAGUAGAAAAUAUUUUGAUGAGGACGAAGGACAGCUCAGGAGAUGUCCCGACUGCAAUGAGAAUGGCUUGGUUCGUUGCCCUCUUUGUUGUUCUUGAUUUGCAUAGUAUAAGUUAAAUAUAACAGCCUGCCGCCAAUAGUUUUCGGUUCGUGCAGGUAGUGUUUGAGGUUGAAUAGCUUUUGCGUGUCUAACGCAAAAGUAAUGUUUGUUUAGUUUUUUUAUUGACAUAUAAAAUGCUUGCUAUGUAUAUAUUGCUUGGAGAACUUCAUUCCGUGGGAUGAAGGAUGGCUUUUUCAUCCCCAUAUAGUCAUGUAAAUUUACCAUCAAAUAUUAUGGUGUGGUUUUUGAUUGAAAACAUAGUUGCUUUCUUCAACAGGAGUUAUGAAAAUGAAAUAAAGUUCCUUGUUGCAAAGGGAAA